AUGGCGGCUACCGAAAAUGCGUUGAUUAUGCAUAAUGACAUUCCAAUGGAGCUACCUGAACUUCCUCCUAAUCAAGGUCUGGAAGCCUUCAAGGAUAUCGUCUUCGGAUCCGUCGCGGGAAUGAUAGGCAAAGUUAUUGAAUAUCCUUUUGACACGGUUAAAGUACGGCUGCAGUCACAACCGGAUCACCUUCCCCUCCGAUACAAUGGGCCAUUAGACUGCUUCCGCCAAUCAUUCCAGGCGGAGGGUCUUCGGGGACUCUAUCGGGGUAUCAGUGCCCCCAUGGCGGGGGCAGCCGUUGAGAAUAGCUGUUUAUUCUUCAGCUAUCGUGUGGUUCAAGACAUACUGAGGGCGACAUGUUAUUCAUCAACGGAGUCCCUGCCCUUCUCUGCCUUACUAUUCAGCGGCGCUGCCUCGGGAUCCAUCACCUCUCUCGCUUUGACACCUAUCGAACUCAUCAAAUGCAAGAUGCAGGUGCCCUUAGAGACUCCUGGUGCUCGUGCACCGGGGCCAUUGGGGCUCAUAGUAUCUGUGUUCCGCCAUGAUGGCAUAUUAGGAUUCUGGCGGGGCCAAAUGGGCACCCUUAUCCGUGAAACGGGUGGAGGCGCUGCGUGGUUUGGAGGGUACGAGGGAGUGUCCGCGCUUUUUCGAUCGUACCGACACCCACCGUCAACAGUCGGUUCCUCCGAAGCAGAACCAACAGCUCUCCCUCUUUAUCAACAAAUGCUUGCCGGAGCGGCGGCUGGUAUCAGCUACAAUUUCCUUUUCUAUCCCGCCGACACUGUCAAGUCACGGUUGCAAACAGAAGACAUUAAUAAUACCUCUCUCAAUAAACGACAAACUUUUUGGGGUGCUGGCAAGGGUCUUUGGCAGCAGCAAGGCCUCAGGGGUCUAUAUCGAGGUUGUGGCAUUACCUGUGCGCGCUCUGCACCUAGCUCGGCUUUCAUUUUUACAGUAUUCGAAGGCCUACGGAGUUACUUUAGUUGA
Molecule: messenger RNA, 987 nt
Organism: Aspergillus puulaauensis
Lineage: Eukaryota; Fungi; Ascomycota; Eurotiomycetes; Eurotiales; Aspergillaceae
Gene: amcA
Product: putative mitochondrial ornithine carrier protein AmcA/Ort1
Exons: 2
Coding region: 1-987 (328 amino acids)
Biological process (GO): mitochondrial L-ornithine transmembrane transport
Molecular function (GO): L-ornithine transmembrane transporter activity
Source: RefSeq, a predicted model, not a curated record